This is a messenger RNA of Mytilinidion resinicola, 2165 nucleotides long. RefSeq lists its product as uncharacterized. The transcript has a single exon. Lineage: Eukaryota; Fungi; Ascomycota; Dothideomycetes; Mytilinidiales; Mytilinidiaceae. The coding region runs from base 460 to 1911 and encodes 483 amino acids. The record is from RefSeq and is a predicted model, not a curated record.
CUUCUUGCCAAUCUGCCCAUCAUUCCAUUUGACUCAUUCUUACUUCCUUUUGCUGAGCCAGGCGCUUAUCUCCGGAACCCCAACUGUGCAACGUCAACAUAUACCUACAGCCUGCACCCUGCACCCGAUAUCUUCACCUUACUUACUGGGAGAGAAAGCCUAUUUUCAGGACCUCGGACUGCCUCCUACCGCAAACUUUGGCCUUCGUCGACCCCUAUCAGCUGCAUUCCGGUGGCUGAGACAUCCGGAGCUGAGUUCCAAGACCAGUCACCACCUGUCCUCAGCAUCUGACUGUCUGCGGCUUCGAGAGAGACCAGGGGUCGGGGAACUGAAUCUAACGAAGCCAAGGCAGAAGGGGGUUGGAGGUGCAGGCAGCGCGCGUCUUAUAGAUAGCUCCUGUUCUCCCAUACCGGGGUUGCACACGACAUCGAUCCCGCAAUCCCCUCCGCCUAUGACACCAUGUCGCAAUACUCUCCCCUCCACUUGAUCUCGCCCGCGUUACCUGCCCACUGCGAACCUGACAACGACUUCCUAUACCGCGUCUCCUCGACCUUCCAUACCUGCGUGCCAACAAACCUCGCAUUCAUAUCCACCACCUUAGGCACGUUGAGCAUAGUGUCGUGGCUUUUCGCCCAGCUACCCCAGAUAUACAAGAAUUAUCAACUGAAAUCGACAUCGGGACUGAGCAUAUUCUUUUUGGCGGAAUGGCUACUUGGGGAUGUCUCCAAUCUGCUUGGAUCUGUAUUCACUAGACAGGCGCUUUGGCAAAUAAUAAUCGCGGGUUAUUAUUGCUUCGUGGAUUGCAUGCUGGUGGGACAAUGGAUCUGGUAUCAGCAAUUGAAGCAUGGGAGACCUCUCCGGAGUGCAUGGGCUCGUUCAAAUAACAACUCGGAUGCCACCGGUGACAGAAGAGCUGGAAUGGAAGAAGUGCUAGAGGGUGUUAGCAUUGGCAGCACCCCUACUACCACCAGGCCUGAUACGCCAAGCAGCCAAACCAAGAAGCCCCAAUCCUCCAGUUCGAGUUUAAACGUCCCUGUGCACCGCUCGAACCCUAUGGACGUUUUCCGGAUUCCGAAUUUUGCCCGCUCGCCGAGCUCUACCAAGGAGAGGUCGAGCGCAAACAAUACGCCCACACCGACGGACCGCACGAUACAUCGCAUUCGAGGUAACUCGCCUAUGCCAUCGCCGAGAACAGUUCUCUACAUCUCGCUUCUUCUCGCCCUAGUGUCCAAUACUUCCGCUUCCCCUACCAAGCCCACCCUAUCCAUCUCCAUGGAGCCCAUAGACUCUCAUAUCUCUCCCAUCGAAGCCGCCGGAACAAUUCUUUCGUGGCUCUCCACCCUCCUUUAUCUCGGCUCGCGUCUCCCCCAACUCUAUAAAAACCACCUUCGCCGCUCAACCGCCGGUCUCUCGCCCACCCUAUUCGUCGCAGCUUUCUUCGGAAACCUGUUCUACUCAUCCUCCAUCCUCACCAAUCCCUGCGCUUGGCACACGUAUGCACCAGGCGAGGGCGGCGGCUGGGUCGGUCCUUCCGGAUCCGUCCAAGUCGACUGGAUUGCGCGCGCGACGCCCUUCUUCCUCGGUGCGGCGGGCGUGCUAGUCAUGGACGCCGCGGUGGGAGUGCAGUUCUGGUACUUUGGGGACGAAGGCCGUGGACGAGGUAGCGAACGCGAUAGCGAAGUCGUGGUCGUCGUCGAUGGAUCGGAAGCUGACAGAGAGCGAGGUGCGGACAGCAGAGGCAUGCGCUGGAGGUGGCGUAGGGUCAGCGGGUGGAUGAGAGGCUGGGUGCCGAGUGUGUCUGUUGCAGGGACGCCGAGGGUCGGCAGCCCCAAUCCUAGCAUCGGAAGCGGUCAUGAAGGACGGGCGUUGUUGGGUGGUAGUGGUGGUGAGAGGAGCUAUGGGGGUGUUUGAAGCGGCAUUGUUGGAUUGGGGUGAUGCAUUACAUCACUAUCAUAAUCGGCGCUCGGGAUCAUUUUCGUGCAUGGAUGGACGGCUGCAUUUGCGCAUUGUUGAUGUAUGCAGCUUUUUUAUUUUGGCAUUUCGGAAAUUUGGGGGACGCCUGUAUCAGGGCUGUACAAAGGUAGUAUGGUGUUGUUGGAUAUGAUAUUUAUCGCGCAGUGAAUAGACCAGAGUUGGGCCACGAAUAGACCUUAUUAUUACAAGAG